UUUUUUCUCUGUUCUUUCCCCGGCAUGUAGUGACCUUCUUUCCCCCGCUCUCCUCUCUCACUUUGUCCUUCUAUCCAUUCAUCCGCUCUCUUUCCCCAUCUCUCCCUCUGUGAAUCUGCAGAUGUGUCGGAGGACAGAAGCCUGGGGGUUUAGACAGGACCGAGCCUUGGUGAACAGGGGACACGGCACAGCGAGGCAGCGGAGGAGAGGAGAGAGGGAGGAGGAGGAGAGAGAGAGGGAAGAGGAGGAGAGAGCUACUUGUAGGCACCUGUGUAUAAUAGAAACAAUGGAGUCUGUAAUGGGAGACACAGAGGACAACUCUGAAGAGCUUGCAGGGAAGAGGAAGUCAAAGAUGAAGAGUCUCAAGUCUCGUCUGUUUGGGAAAAAGAGAAAGGAAGGAGAAGGAGAGAAGAAGCUGAGCCAGUCAGUCAGCAACAUGGAGGGAGACGGGCUGGGGUCUGAAGAGGAUCUGGUGUCUACCCAGGGGACUCUGGGAUCCCGCGCGCUGUCGCAUGAAAGCAUCUUCGUGGCAGACCAGGGUUCUCCAGGACCAGAACCCCCCAGGGUUCUCUCCCAGGAGAACGUUCACAGCAGCAUCAAAGCUCUGCAGGAGAAACUCCAGCUGCAGAACAUGCGACUGGGCCCGCCCCCUCUGGUUGUGCCAAUUAAGCGUCAGGAGGAUCUGGGGGGAAGCUCAGAAGAUGACGGCCUUCCCCACAGCCCCUCUGAGACCUGCCAGGGCGACGCAGCACCCCGGGGGGGCUCAUACAAGGCCUUUUCCCAGUCAUCAUCACGCCCUCUCUCCCCCAUAGCCAGACCCCCACGUUCCAUGCCCCUCCAUUCUGCCCCCCAGUCCGUGGUCUCCCCCGUUACUGAGCCCUCCACAGUGGACUUCAGCAGCCCAGCUCAGUUCACCCCCUGCUUGGAUAACUCUGCUGCACGCCAUCGGAUGGCCAUCAAACCCAGGAACCAGAGGGCCAGUGCCAAGACCAGGAGGCUGACCACGAAUGAGCCCAGACCACGGUCUGAGAGUUUUAACACUUUUGAACGCCCCUUGUCUGAAAAAGAGGAAGAGGAAGGGCUAGCUGUUGCCAAGGAGAUGGCUCGUUUGCGAUCCUUCUCUACCCAAGUCUUUGGGGCCGGGGGUACAGGGUUGACGACCUCCACAGCCCCCCCAGGAUCACCUCUAAAGACUCCGGAGUUUACCCCCCUUCGAUCUGCACCUCUGGAGGUCCCAAGGUCCUCCAGCCCCACCCUGCAUCUCUCCCACCGGGGCUCCCCACAGAAGCACACCCUCUCUGGGGUCUCCUCUCCUGGUCCUGUGACCCCCCAGCCACCUCAGAAACCUGUGGAGCCAAUGGCAGGCAAACAGCCUCAGCCCUUAUUCGCUCAGUCUAAGCCAGAACUUCGAGAGAGGAAAGAAGGGACUGGAACCACGCCAUCUAGUCAGGCCUUGGCAGCUAACUCAGGGGAGCUCAAGACCCCUGCUCCAUCUCCAGCCAGGAGGGACCUUGAGAGCUCUGAGAGUCCCAUCAACCCAAAGAACCUGACAGGGUCUGACAGGCCCUUUGCCAGCCUCUCGGCUGUGGAGGCUCUCAAGACCUCUCUGAGAAGAGGCUCACAGGAAGUGGCUAGCCCAGGAGAGGCUAGUAAUAGCGCCUCUCUGGUCUCCAUCAGCCAGGAGGAUCUGGGGCAGCCAGAGGCAGGGUCGACUGGAGGGUUGAGGAAAGUCGCUUCUGGGCCAGGCACUGGCUCCGGGCCCUUCAAGUUCUCCAUCAACUCCUCCAGGGUGGAACAAGAGAGGCCCAGGACUGGCAGUUUAUUGGGGCUGAUGGAGCCAGCUGGGACGGGGCUGAGGAAGGAGGACCGGGAGCGGGGAGCAGAAAUGAGAGUGAACCCCUCAAACAUGAGUGGGCAGGAGCAGCGAGCCAGCAAGCAGGAAGGACUCAAACUGAGAGAACAGCCUCCUGAUCCUCUACCUGAAAGAGGGGACAAAGCCACAGUGGGAACAGCUAAACAGGGGGAUCCCAAACCUGGCGUCCCUCCUCAAAACCCUGUCACGUCAUGCGACAGAAGGGAGAUUCUUAGAAAGGACCAAUCCGAAUCGCCGUCGCCUCCGGUCGCUGCCAUGGAUACCGGGGUGAUGGAGGGGGAGGAGGUGGAGAGCCACGAGGGUGUGGAAGAGGCAAUGGAAGCUAAGGAAGAGGAGGUGGGAAAAGAGGAAGAGGCAAAAGCAGCGUUUGGCAUCAAACUUCGCUGCACCUCCCUGUCUCUCAAGUGCCGGUUAGACGCAAGAGCUGCCGAGGUAUCCGAAUCCAAGGUCAGGUGGAACAGUGUUGAGGGGGGUGGGACGACCCCACCUCUUGCCCCCUCUAACCCCGGCUCCAAGUCCCUGGUGGCAGACAAGACAAGUGACCAGGAGAACCACUCCUCCAAGAAGCCCCUUACCAACACUUCCAAAACGGAUGCAGCCACACUCAAUGCCCGGACGGGGUCUUUUAGACAAGCAGAUCCUGGAGCUACAGUUAAUCCUCCUCCUCCGUCUCUCAAAGAUGUUCAUAUCGUGUCUUCGGCUGCAAGUCCCCCAGCAGAGGCUUCGAGCCAGGCCUCUGGCCCCAAGGAGGCCCAGGCCUCCCCAGCCACCCCCCACCCUGAUCCCCAGGCAUCCGCCCCCGAGGUGUCCUGGAUGAGCUUUGCCAUGGAGAAAACCAGGAAUCUUCAGCAGCUCUUUACUAGCAGGCUGCCCAGAGAGUUCCCUGGCAUGCAGCAGGCCGCUCCACAACCACAGGCCAAGACCCAGGCCCAGACCCAGGCCCAGACCCAAGCCCAGACCCAGGCCCAGACCCAAGCCCAGACCCAGGCCCAGACACAGACCCAGACCCAAGCCCAGACCCAGACCCAGGCCACGACCCAGGCUCAGGCUCAGCCACAGCCACAGAUACAACGCCAGACACAGGUAUUUAGUCAAGCCAAGACACAGGCCUUGACACAAUCCCAGACACAGAAGGUGACGCAACCACAAGCACAGACAGUCACACCACAGACAGGGAAUGCAUCACAACCUCCCACCACCAAACAGCUGCCAGCAGAGAUCAGAACAGCAGCCGAAUCACAGCCCACAAGUCAACAACAGACUGCCAAGCUACCGCAAACCCCUAGUAUAAUCCAACCACAGACCCAGACACCAGGACAGCCAAAGGCAGCAACACAAACCACAAAACAGGUACACACUGCCAAACUACCACAGCCAGAGAGCAUGACCCAAACUGCAAAACAAACUGCACAACCAACCAUACCUCAAACGGUAGCCCAGUUCUCUCCACGUGUUUCUCAAACCCCCCAACAGCCCAGUCUACGGACCACCCAGCCCUUCCUGCGCUCUCUCCCACAGGCACGGGGAGAGAACACCUCCCAGGCUACCCCAUGGUCUCCCCUCUCCUCCAGCCCCAAAUCCUCCCCCAGCCAACCCCCCUGGAGCUCCCGAGGUCUUCACUCCAGCCCCCAGCCCAGGGCCACAAUCCCAGCACAGGUCUCAACUACAGCCCCACCCCCAGACCCAACCCCAGUCUCAGCCCCAGUUCCAACCUUAGUUCCAGCCUCAGCCCCAGCCCAAGCCCCAGCUUCAGUCCCAUCCCCAGCCUCAGCCCCAGUUUUGGGGAGGGGUGAGACACGGGGAAGCCUCCAGAGGAGAGGAGAUGGGACAACAGAGUCAGAAAAGCGUGCAGUCAGAACAGGAACGUUAGGACAAAGAACUGCUGCCUUUCAAGAGAAAAUCUCUGACUCAACCCCUUCUGCUGGGGCUAAGGUGGAGCUUAGGAGGACAGCCCUGGAAUCUACCGCCAUAUCCAAGACUGUAUCUGGGCCCGAGACAAGUACAGAAUCAAGUCCCACCAAAGUCCCAGGGAGGCUAACAGACAGAGAAGACCAGUGUCUGUCAUCCUCGUCACCCCUGCAGAACAUCUCCAAUAGUGGGCAGCCAUCUUGGAUGGAGCUGGCUAAGAGGAAGUCUAUGGCCUGGAGUGACAAGACCAUGGACUAGGAGAGAGAGAGAGCGAGAGAGAGAGAACGAGAGAGAGAGAGAGAGAGAGAGAGAGAGAGAGAGAGAGAGAGAGAGAGAGAGAGA
Molecule: messenger RNA, 4123 nt
Organism: Osmerus eperlanus (European smelt)
Lineage: Eukaryota; Metazoa; Chordata; Actinopteri; Osmeriformes; Osmeridae
Gene: cracdla
Product: cracd like a
Exons: 10
Coding region: 122-4039 (1305 amino acids)
Source: RefSeq, a predicted model, not a curated record